AAAAAAAUAAUUAAAUUAAUAUUAAAAAAGACACAUUUCUUUUUCUCUUAUUCCUCUCUGCCUUAGCUUUUUUUCUAAGGCAGAGAAGAGAGUUCAUAAAUUAAUAAUUAAAAAAUUGAAUCAAAAUGGUAUUUCAAGAUUUUGAUCAAAUUUCAGAAAGAAGAAGAUUAGAAAGAAAACAAAAAUUCAGAAAAAGGGUUACAAUUGUUGUGGUUUCAUUAUUUGCAUUGCUUAUUAUAAUUGCUGCCGGUGUUUUCGCUAUUAUUUCGAGUAAUAAUCAUAAACAAAAUCAAAAAAACGAACCGAGUAAAUCAUCAGAAUCUGCAAAACCUGAAAGUUCCCAAGCUUCAGGUAUUCAGAGUAUAAUUCAAUCAGUCUGUAAUGCAACCACUUACAAGGACGCGUGUCAUUCUUCGCUUAAAAAAGCAGUGGAGGAUCAGCCCUCUUCUUCAGCUCAGCCUAAAGAUAUCCUGAAACUAGCAAUAAAAUCUACAAAUGACGAACUGUCCAAGGUUUUUGAAAAGGCGAAAACGUUGAAAUUCGACUCCCCACGAGAGAAGGCGGCUUUUGAAGAUUGCACGGAGUUGAUUGGAGACGCGAAGGAAGAGUUGGAAAAAUCUGUUUUCGGGGCGGGUGGUAAAAUGGAGGAGCUUGUGAAAAAUGAGGGGGAUUUGAAUAAUUGGUUAAGUGCGGUUAUGUCUUAUCAACAAACGUGUAUUGAUGGAUUUCCUGAAGGGAAAUUGAAAUCUGAUAUGGAGAAGAUGUUUAAUAGUUCUAAGGAAUUGACGAGUAAUUCGUUAGCUAUGGUGUCAGAAUUGAGUGGUUUUUAUUCGAAUUUUCAGAUUUCCAAACCGGGUCGUCGCCUUUUGUCGGAGGAAUCUGGCGGUUCUAGAUUGGACGAAGAUGGAAUUCCGGAGUGGAUGGGCCAGGAGGAGAGGCGGAUUUUGAAGGGCGCGGAUAAGGAUAAGCCGACGCCGAAUGUUACCGUCGCGAAAGAUGGAAGCGGUCAGUUUAAUACGAUUUCUGCUGCAUUGGCGGCCAUGCCAGCAAAAUAUGAAGGACGGUAUGUCAUCUAUGUUAAAGAAGGAGUUUAUGAUGAGACAGUGAUGGUGACAAAGAAAAUGGUUAAUGUGACAAUUUACGGAGACGGGUCGCAGAAGAGUAUUGUCACCGGCAACAAAAAUUUUGCAGACGGAGUUCAGACUUUCAGAACUGCAACUUUUGCGGCUUUAGGCGACGGAUUCCUUGCCAAAGCUAUGGGAUUUCGCAACACUGCAGGUCCCGAAAAGCAUCAAGCAGUAGCUAUCAGAGUACAAGCAGAUCGUUCAGUUUUCCUAAACUGCAGAUUUGAAGGCUAUCAGGAUACACUCUACGCACAAACCCACCGACAAUUCUACCGUAGCUGUGUCGUUUCGGGAACAAUUGAUUUCAUCUUUGGCGACGCAGCGGCCAUUUUCCAGAAUUGUCAAAUUUUUGUCAGAAAACCAAUGGAAAAUCAACAAACUAUCGUUACAGCACAAGGCAGGGUCGAUUCGCACGAAACGACAGGAAUUGUGCUUCAGAAUUGUCAUAUUCAACCCGAUAAAGACCUAAUUCCGACUAAAAUGACAGUGAAGAAUUACCUUGGAAGACCCUGGAAGGAUUAUUCAAGAACAAUUAUAAUGGAAACAAUAAUUGAAGAUUUUAUUCAUCCUGAAGGAUGGUUAGCUUGGGAAGGAGAAAAAGGUCUAAAGACAUUAUAUUAUGCAGAAUUUAAUAACAAAGGUGCUGGUUCAAAGACUAAUGGUAGAGUAAAAUGGGCUGGCUAUCAUGUUAUUGGUAAAGAAGUGGCUAACAAGUUUACUGUAAUGCCCUUCCUGCAAGGAGAUUGGAUUACUGCUGUGGGGGCUCCUGUUCACUUUGGAUUAAAUUAGUUAAAUUUUAUAAUCAUUUUCAUUUUGCCAA
Messenger RNA from Mercurialis annua (annual mercury), 1944 nucleotides. Its product is annotated as putative pectinesterase/pectinesterase inhibitor 45. The record is from RefSeq and is a predicted model, not a curated record. Bases 126 to 1913 code for a protein of 595 amino acids. Gene Ontology annotation, biological process: cell wall modification. The transcript has 3 exons. Lineage: Eukaryota; Viridiplantae; Streptophyta; Magnoliopsida; Malpighiales; Euphorbiaceae. Gene Ontology annotation, molecular function: pectinesterase inhibitor activity; pectinesterase activity.